Molecule: messenger RNA, 920 nt
Organism: Onthophagus taurus
Lineage: Eukaryota; Metazoa; Arthropoda; Insecta; Coleoptera; Scarabaeidae
Source: RefSeq, a predicted model, not a curated record
CGCCGUUAAGGUGCAUAUUAAUUUAAUUUGUUAGCAGCAACCAUGGUUUUAAAGUAUACCAUAUUGCACGUAGUGCUUCUAACACUAGUUCCAGCGUUUAUUAAGACAGCAGAUAAAAGAUGCCACAAGAUAUCUUUAAUAAAAAACUUUGACGUCGAAAGGAUAAUCGGUUACUGGUACGCUCAAGAGGUGGGCGAUAGCGACAGUUUCGAAAGCACAAAAAAAUGUUUGUUUUACAAUGUCAUUUCAAACAAAAAAAAAUCGAAUGCAACAAUAACUAUAUUGAGAAUUUUUAAUGUAACGGGUGCUGUUGCUAAAACUGAAAUGAUAACAUCACAGCAAAUAAAUAAUACUUCAGAAUUUCUCGCAAAAUGGAAACAAGAAGGUGAAAUUCGUAGUAUUUGGGCAGUUGCGACCGAUUAUGAUACAUGGUCGACAUGGUAUAUUUGUCAACCAGAACAUGCCGAAAGGGGAAUGUUAUUUAUUACAACGCGAGAACAGAAUCCAAACAAAGAAACACUCGAAGCAGCACGAAACGCCGCUAGAAAAGAAGGGUUUAAAAUGACAAAACCUUAUUUGAAACAAAUUGACCAUUCACAGUGCUUCAACUAAAUUUUUAUUAAUUAAAAAUUUAAAAUAAAUAAAUUCAAGAUAAACACAGAUUUUUAUUAUUUAAAUCGGUUUUACGAACCACUAACAAUAAGCCAGAAAGUAACAUUUAGGCUAGGUUUACAUGACAAAAAUUUUACGCGCGCUUUGAUAUCAAGGUAUUUAAACACUUAUUUAAAUAAACAAGAUUCUGUCGCAUGUAAUAGCCUACAUUCAAUUGUUAAGACAAAUAAAAGAGAUCUCGGAUAUCUAGAUGUCUAAUGUCUAAUGUUAUUGGUGAAAUUUACUAAAUAAACAGUAUUUAAAUUUUA